Molecule: messenger RNA, 194 nt
Organism: Funneliformis geosporum
Lineage: Eukaryota; Fungi; Glomeromycota; Glomeromycetes; Glomerales; Glomeraceae
Source: the annotation of a GenBank genome assembly
CAGAUGAUAGUGCUGAAGUAGAAAUUAUUUGCAUUAAUAAUGCAUUACAAAGUUUAAAGACUGUGAAUUUAUUUUUGCUUCAACAGGAAAAUGCAAGUGAACAAAUAAAAUUGGUGGGUAAAAUUGAGAAAUUUAUUAAAAAAGAACAAACUAAUUCAAUGCAACAGACUACUCUAGAUCAAUACUUUAGAUAG